AUGGCACGGAUCGACAACCCCAUCAUUGGAUUCUCAGAACAAGAUGCUCGAAGGCUGCACCACCCGCAUGACGACGCACUUGUUGUCAGCCUAUGGGUAGAAUACUACAACAUGCACCGGGUUCUGGUCGACAACGGUAGCUCGGCAGACAUCCUGGCAAGAGUGUUCCCCAUUGGUGCCGUCACAUUGUCAGUAACUGUAGGUGAUUACCCCCAACAAAUCACUAAGGAUGUAACAUUCCUCGUGGUUGACUGCUCGUCUGCCUACAAUGUCAUUCUCGAACAACCCACCCUUAACUCAUGGAAAGCUAUAACUUCAACCUACCAUUUAAUGAUCAAAUCCCCUACAGAUUAUGGAGUAGGAGAACUAUGCGGAAAUCAGGUGGUAGCGCGAGAAUGCUAUAUUGCCAUGUUAGAGAUGGACGAUCACCAAUGCAUAGGAGAACAACGGGCGGUAGCGGAGCCGAUUGAAGAACUAGAAGAAGUGACCCUUGAUGACUCAAGGCUAGAACGGAUGACUAGAAUAGGCCCAUUGGCUAGUUGGCCGGUACGCCCAGCGCUCACGGCAUUCCUAAGAGACAAUCGAGACGUGUUCGCCUGGAGUCACAAGGACAUGCCGGGAAUUGACCACUCAAUCAUAGUUCACAGGUUAAAUGUAUUACCCCCAUUUUCCCCAAUCCGGCAGAAGAAACGAGUAUUCACUCAGGAGCGUGACAAAGUCAUAGCUGAGGAAGUUCGAAAGUUGCUUGAGGUAGAUUUCAUCCGAGAAGUGUACUACCCCGAUUGGUUGGCAAACGUGAUCAUGAUUAAAAAGGCCAAUGAAAAAUGGAGGAUGUGCGUAGAUUUCACGGACCUCAAUAAGGCUUGCCCUAAGGAUAGCUAUCCACUCCCACAGAUAAAUACUUUGGUAGACUCAAUUGUAAGACACCAGCUUUUAAGCUUCAUGGAUGCUUUCUCGGGCUAUAACUAG
Molecule: messenger RNA, 969 nt
Organism: Quercus robur (English oak)
Lineage: Eukaryota; Viridiplantae; Streptophyta; Magnoliopsida; Fagales; Fagaceae
Exons: 2
Coding region: 1-969 (322 amino acids)
Source: RefSeq, a predicted model, not a curated record